CUUCAAACCAUUUUAACGGCAACAACCAACAACAAGAUGGUAGCCUCCAGAUUCCUCCAAUCAUUGUUGUCUCAGACAUGGAUUCAAGUGCAUCAGAGUGCCGGGACUCGCAGACAGGGCUGCGGAGAUCUUCCUUCUACAGCACAUUAGACCUGGUGCCACAGCUGGAGCACUAUGCCAGUACACUGCCGCGCAAGCAGGCCAAGAGCCGACCUUCUCUGGGGACUCUCCGUAGGGCCUUUGAGGAGGUGGAGGCAGGUAUGGAGGUAACAAACAGCACAACAGACUCAGGUGUUAGCACUCUACCAGUCACAGACAAUGGAGAUGAAGAAUCACAAGCUCCACCCAAUGAGAAAGGUCCUGUGAGAUUUGGCUGGGUGACUGGAGUCAUGGUUCGAUGCAUGCUGAAUAUUUGGGGAGUCAUCCUGUUUCUCCGCUUCUCCUGGAUCGUCUCUCAGGCAGGCAUCUUGCUGACCUGUCUAAUUAUCCUGAUGUCUGUGACGGUGACCUCAGUAACUGCCCUCUCCAUCUCUGCCAUCGCUACCAAUGGGAGGGUGAUCUCAGGUGGGGCCUAUUUUAUGAUCUCCCGCUCACUGGGCCCUGAGAUUGGUGGGCCAAUUGGGAUGGUGUUCUCCUUUGCCAAUGCUCUGGCCUGUGCCCUCAACACUCUUGGCUUUGCAGAGGUGGUCCGUAAUCUACUUCAGGAGUUUGGUGUCGUCAUGGUCGAUGCAGUCAACGAUAUCCGUAUUGUGGGUGUGAUCACGGUGACUAUACUUCUGUUCAUUUCAUUGGCCGGGAUGGAGUGGGAGUCCAAGGCCCAGAUUUUGUUCUUUGUAGUUCUCAUGGUCUCAUUUUCCAACUACUUGGUGGGCACAGUGAUCCCUCCGAGUCUAGAGAAACAGGCCCAGGGCAUCUUUGGAUACCACAGUGAGAUCUUCAUAGCAAACCUGAAACCAGACUGGAGAGGAGCAGAUGCCGACUUUUUCCAUAUGUUUGCCAUUUUCUUCCCCUCUGCCAUCGGCAUCCUGUCUGGAGCCAACAUCUCUGGAGACCUCAAAGACCCUGCUACUGCCAUCCCCAAAGGCACCCUCAUGGCCAUUUUCUGGACUACAAUCAGUUAUCUAGUUAUUGCUGUAACUGUUGGGGCGUGUGUAGUGCGUGAUGCCUCUGGUAACAUAACUGACAUUCUGACUGGGAACAUCACUGAGGGCUGUGUGGGUCUGGGAUGUGGCCUGGGUUGGAACUUCACAGAGUGCAUCCAGACACAGACAUGUAAAUAUGGUCUGGCCAAAAACUUUGAGGUAAUGGGCCAAAUUUCAGGUUUCACCUAUCUUAUCACUGCUGGUGUCUUUGCGGCCAGCUUGUCAUCUGCUCUCGGCUUCCUCGUCUCUGCCCCUAAAGUCUUUCAGUGUCUGUGCAGAGACAACAUAUACCCAUACAUUGGAUUCUUUGCAAAGGGUUAUGGAAAAAACGAUGAGCCACUCCGGGCCUAUCUACUCUGCUACAUCAUUGCUGUGGCCUUCAUUAUGAUUGCUGACGUGAACACCAUCGCUGUCUUGAUCUCCAACUUCUUCCUAUGUUCCUACAGCCUCAUCAACUUCAGCUGCUUUCACGCUUCCAUCACCAAUUCACCUGGUUGGAGGCCGUCAUUUCACUACUACAGUAAAUGGACAGCUUUGUUCGGAGCGGUGAUCUCGGUAGUGCUGAUGUUCCUGUUUAAGUGGUGGGCUGCUCUCAUCACCUUCUGUAUCAUCUUCUUCUUGUUUGGAUAUGUCAUCUACAACAAGCCGAAGGUAAACUGGGGAUCAUCAGUCCAGGCCGGUACAUACAACAUGGCUUUGUCAUACUCUGUCUCUCUGUCUGGUGUGGAGGAUCAUGUCAAGAACUUUAGACCCCAGUGUCUCGUCCUGACUGGGCCUCCAAAUCAGCGACCAGCCCUGGUGGACUUUGUUGGCUCCUUCACCAAGCAUAUAAGUCUCAUGAUCUGUGGAGACAUAAUCACGGAGCAGGACAGCCACACUCGGCCGCAGGAUGCUACCGAUGGGUUAGUGAAGUGGAUGAACAAGAGGAAGGUGCGCUCAUUUUAUACUCCUUUCACGGCAGACAGCCUCAGAGUUGGAGCUCGACAUUUGUUGCAGGCGUCUGGUCUUGGCAAACUGAAGCCCAACACGCUGGUCCUGGGCUUCAAGGCAAACUGGAGGGAAUGUUCUCCUGAGAGCAUUGAAGAUUAUAUCAACACCAUAUAUGAUACUUUUGACUCCAACCACUGUUUGUGCAUCUUGAGGAUGAUGGAUGGGCUGGAUAUCUCUGAGCAGUUUGAGUUUGGAGUGAACCAGGGCUUUGAGCCUGAUGAUUCUGUGGAAAAUGGCGACCAGCAGUCACCUGAGAGAGAAUCAGUUGACAAUAUCAGUGGCAGCAGUGAUCAAAUCAAGACAGUGUUUCAGAACGACCAGGGAAAGAAGACCAUUGAUGUCUACUGGAUAGCUGAUGAUGGAGGUCUGACACUGCUGGUGCCUUACCUGCUCACCAGGAGGAAACGUUGGCACCACAGUAAGGUCAGGGUCUUCAUCGUAGGUGACGAACACAACAUGGAGGAAGGCCGCAAUGAGAUGAUAGCUCUGCUGAAGAGGUUCCGUCUGGAUUUUAAUGACGUUAUAGUCAUGACGGACAGUGAGAAGCGUCCACAUCCCAAAAACCUAAGCAGAUUUGUGGACAGUGUCGCCCCCUUCCGACUAUAUGAUGAACAACAGGAAGGUGUCUCAGUUCAGGAACUGAGACAAAGCACCCCGUGGAAAAUAACUGACAAAGAGUUUGAAGCCUUCAAACUUAAGGCUGAGAGAAAAGUGAGGCUGAAUGAAAUCAUCCGGAGGAAUUCACAGAACGCUGCUCUCGUGCUUGUGAGCCUUCCUGUGCCACGCAGCGACUGCCCCAGUGCUCUGUACAUGGCCUGGUUGGAUACGCUGACGUGUGGCCUCCACUGCCCUGCGGUGCUCAUACGAGGGAACCAGCAGAAUGUCCUCACUUUCUACUGCCAGUGAAUCCUCACUUGGAUAUUCUGAGACAGCAAGUUAAUGCACUACCCUGGGACAAAAUGAGAAAACACACAGACUCAAUAAGUGAAUUAAGUAAAAAAAAAAUGAAGGAAGAUCAGGCCUUUAUCAAGUAUGCAGAAUAAGAGUACUUGUAGAUCAGCUCAUGAUGCUCACCGACAGUCUACGCGAGAGGGAAAGAAGAAAGGUCGAGGACACUGCUGCACCCUGCAAUGGAAAGUGAAGCACCCACACGCAAAGCUUUUGAGUUUAAGUCAAAUGGUAAGGUAGUCAGAGAUGCAUGGUGGUUUUGCAGACUGGGUCACUCAGAGGUACGAGCCUUGCAACAGCCAGUAAGUGGGUGCAACUGCAGUGGUCCUUGGCAUAUGUUCUCCAAGUCUCUGGAAGUCAACCGGAGGGAUGAACACAUAUUUUCCAAAAGAUAUUCCCUGCUGUGGGUGUUCAAUUUGGCUGAGAGCUGGUGUGAGUGUGUAUGUAUGUAUAUAUAAAUCUGAUGAAAUUAAACAUAGUCCCUCAAACCUAGUAUUGACAUCACACUGGUGCCAUUUUUGUUUUAGAUAUGUAAUGUUAGCCUAUACUGCACUUUGACUCACUUCCUCAGAUCAUAAACUGUAUAUAAAGAUGGACGUAGCGAGGUGUGACGUCACCCAUUGGUUUGCAUUGGAGCCGGUUUGAAGCCCAGAGUUGCAGCUUAUGGUCAGUAGCUUCUUUUACCUUUGGAGCCACGACCUUCCACAUAAGGAAUGUGGUGUGUUGCCUUUCAUGCUCUGGAAACACAAUUCGCUACCACGGACUGAAGCUUGUGAAGCAUGUGCUAAUAUGGAAGAUAUCGUAAUCAAGUAACAUUAAUCUUACCAAUAUAUUGCGGGACAGCAUCCUGUAAAGGUCUUGCUAGUGUAACUCCUUCACUACAAAGACAGUAGAACAUAAAAAUCACUGUUUAUUUUUUAAACAGAAGCUCCAAAAGCCGAACUCAGUGCGAGUCUUGGAGCUGGGACUCACACCAAAUCCUACUAAGUCUUCAAAUCUUGUAAACAAAGCAAUAAUUUCCAAAAUGACCACCAGCACACUU
Messenger RNA from Thunnus maccoyii (southern bluefin tuna), 4122 nucleotides. RefSeq names its product solute carrier family 12 member 10, tandem duplicate 1 (gene slc12a10.1). NCBI's taxonomy places the organism in Eukaryota, Metazoa, Chordata, Actinopteri, Scombriformes, Scombridae. Bases 78 to 3038 code for a protein of 986 amino acids. Gene Ontology annotation, molecular function: sodium:potassium:chloride symporter activity. Gene Ontology annotation, biological process: cell volume homeostasis; chloride ion homeostasis; potassium ion import across plasma membrane. The record is from RefSeq and is a predicted model, not a curated record. Gene Ontology annotation, cellular component: membrane. The transcript is spliced from 27 exons.